Messenger RNA from Caenorhabditis bovis, 939 nucleotides. NCBI's taxonomy places the organism in Eukaryota, Metazoa, Nematoda, Chromadorea, Rhabditida, Rhabditidae. The record is from the annotation of a GenBank genome assembly.
AUGACCUCAUUCGAUCUUGUCGACGCUCAAUACGAUAUGCUUUGCGAAUCAAUUGAGGGACCAAGCCGUCUGACCUUCGAACUCAGUCAUUCGGCACAGUACUAUGCUCAACUCGUUCAUAGAGAACACUCGAAGAUGGAGAAAGAGAAGCUGAAGAAGAAUUUCACAAAGACGCUGAAACAACUCGCCGACGGUUCGUGGUCCGAUUAUUUGUGCAAGAGUUUGCUGAAUGAAUUUGUCGAGUUGGAGCAAGAAAUUGAUGAUUUGAUGCCGUCGCAAAAGCUGGUCCGUCGACGACAAUUAAUCAUCGAUCUCGUAACCGGAAAAAACAAAUCCGGAUCGGAUUCUGGAAUUGAUUCGGGUACGAGUUCCGACGAUGAGAAGAUUGACGUCGAAAUUCAACAAUCUCGAAAUGAUCUCGACGAUUCUGAUGACAUCGAUGGCUCUGACGAUUUAUCUGAGUCUGGCGAAUACGAUGAAUCUGACAUGUCUGAGGAAUCCGAUAUAUCUGAUAUAAAGAAAGCAACUUCCGAUUUUAUCAACGCUCAAUACGACUACAUUCGCGAAUCAAUUGAUGGACCAAAUCGGUUAGCCUUCGAACUUUGUCAUUCGGCACAGUACUAUGCGCAAUUCGUUCACAAAGAGCAAUCAAAGAUGGGCAAAGAGAAACUGAAGAAGCAUUUCGCGAAGAUGCUCAAAGAACUGGCACAAGAAAGCAGAUUUUGGAAAUUGGGAUAUUGUAUGGAGCUGUUGAAAGAGUUCGUCGAGCUAGAAGAGAGCAUGGAUAAUUGCACAGCGUCGGAGAAAAUUGUGCGUCGGCGACAACUGAUUGUCGAUCUCGUUUCGGUUGAGAAUAUUUACGGAGUCGAUUCAUUCGCGGAAGCUAAUGUUCAAAUUGGAAAAUGGUUCUUCUUCAGUUUACUAGGCUUCAAACAAUGA